AUGGCCUUUCAGGAGCUCCUGGAUCAAGUUGGUGGCCUGGGGAGAUUCCACAUCCUUCAGUUAGUUUUAAUUGUUCCAUAUAUACUGAUGGUAUUAAGUCAUUUACUUUUGGAGAACUUCACUGCAGCCAUUCCUGCUCAUCGGUGCUGGGUGAACAUCCUUGACAAUGACACAGUCUCUGAUAAUGAUACUGGGAUCCUUAGCCCCGAUGCCCUCCUCAGAAUCUCCAUCCCAUUGGACUCAGAACUGAGGCCACAGAAAUGUCAGCGCUUUAUCCAUCCCCAGUGGCAACUUCUUCAUCUGAAUGGAACCUUCACCAACAUGACUGAGCCAGACACAGAGGCCUGUCUGAAUGGGUGGGUUUAUGACCAGAGCUCCUUCCCCUCCACCAUUGUGUCUGAGUGGGACCUAGUAUGUAGUUAUCAGUCGCAGAGAUCAGUUGCUCAAUUCCUAUUCAUGGCUGGAAUGUUGGUGGGAGGCUUCAUAAACGGCCAUCUCUCAGACAGGUUUGGGAGAAAGUUGAUUCUCAGGUGCUGUUUAUUACAGCUUACCGUCUUUGGGAUGAGUGCAGCGUUUGCUCCCAGCUUCCUCAUCUACUGCUCACUACGCUUCCUGUCAGGCUGUUGCUCCAUCGGCGUCAUGACAAACAGUUCUAUUCUCCUCAUAGAGUGGAUAAGGCCCCAGUCGAAAGUCCUGGCCAUAAUACUGAUAAGCUGUGCCUUAAGCCUGGGACAGGUCCUCUUGGGAGGGCUGGCGUUUGCCUUUCGGGAGUGGCGCACUCUGCAGACGGUGGUGUCCGUACCUUUCUUUGUCUUCUUUCUCUCCUCAAGGUGGCUUGUGGAAUCCGCUCGGUGGCUGAUUAUCAACAAUAAACCAGACGAGGGCUUGAAGGAACUUAGAAAAGUUGCACACAGAAACGGAAUGAAGAAUGCUGGAGAAACCCUGACCAUAGAGGCUUUAAGAUCUAUCAUGAAAGAUGAGCUGGAGGCAGCACAGACCAAAACUACUGAGUGUGACUUGUUCUGCACCCCCGGCCUGCGUAAGAUAAACUGUCUUCUGCUAUUUGUGAGAUUUGCAAACACAAUCCCCUUUUAUGGCAUCGUUUUGAAUCUACAGCACUUUGGGAGCAAUAUUUUCCUGUUCCAGAUAGUCUUUGGAGCUCUCACUGCCUUGGUCCGAUGUCUUCCUCUUUUAGUACUGAAUUAUAUGGGCCGUCGAACAACCCAGACACUUUUCAUGGUCCUCACAGGACUUCUUAUUUUGGCCAACACCUUUGUGCCCCAAGAAAUGCAGACCCUGCGUGUGGCUUUGGCAAGUGUAGGAAUCGGCUUGGCUGCUGCUUCUUUCACUUCUUUCUCUGUCUACUUUUGUGAGAUCGUCCCCACAGUCUUCAGGGCAAGAAUGUUAGGAUUUGAAACACUGGCCAGUAGGGUUGGGGCCACACUGGCUCCCCUCUUGAUGAUCCUACAAGCAUAUGUUUCCACUUUGCCCUGGAUCACCUAUGGAGCCUUUCCCAUCACUGCUGGUCUUGCUGUCCUCUUCCUACCUGAAACCAAGGGUCUGCCUCUGCUUGACACCAUCCAAGACCUGCAAAAUAUGUAA
This is a messenger RNA of Hyaena hyaena (striped hyena), 1602 nucleotides long. RefSeq names its product solute carrier family 22 member 10-like. NCBI's taxonomy places the organism in Eukaryota, Metazoa, Chordata, Mammalia, Carnivora, Hyaenidae. The record is from RefSeq and is a predicted model, not a curated record. Bases 1 to 1602 code for a protein of 533 amino acids. Gene Ontology annotation, molecular function: transmembrane transporter activity. Gene Ontology annotation, cellular component: membrane. Gene Ontology annotation, biological process: transmembrane transport. The transcript is spliced from 9 exons.